Gavia stellata (red-throated loon) is the source of this 2184-nucleotide messenger RNA. RefSeq names its product zinc finger protein 436-like. Lineage: Eukaryota; Metazoa; Chordata; Aves; Gaviiformes; Gaviidae. Gene Ontology annotation, biological process: regulation of transcription by RNA polymerase II. The transcript has 3 exons. The coding region runs from base 1 to 2184 and encodes 727 amino acids. Gene Ontology annotation, cellular component: nucleus. Gene Ontology annotation, molecular function: RNA polymerase II transcription regulatory region sequence-specific DNA binding; DNA-binding transcription factor activity, RNA polymerase II-specific. The record is from RefSeq and is a predicted model, not a curated record.
AUGGAGCCGUACGUGAUGCUGGACCCACGACAGCGAGCGCUGUAUCGCGACGUGAUGCAGGAGAGCUACGAGACGCUGAUGGCACUGGAAUUCCCCGUUUCCAAGCCCGAUCUGCUGUCCCGCCUGGACCACGGGGAUGAACCUACAGCCCUGGAUCUCCACGUGCCCAGGGACACCCUGGCCGCAGAGGAUGGAGCAGGAGCGGCGCAGGAACCCCUUCGAGAAGAAGCUGCUGAGAAAGAGCCCGAAGUGGUGAAACCUGCAGGCGAGGAGCAACCUUCAAGCCCCACCGACGCCGGGGCAAAGGCGGGCAGGAGCGGGGGACCAGGAGAGACGGCCACACGCCUGGGCGAGAGCCAACCCAGCAACACGUGCAGCGAGUGCGGGAAGAGCUUCAGCCACAAGUCAGCCCUGGUGAAGCACCAAAAGAUCCACACCGGCGACCGCCCACACGAGUGCCCUGACUGCGGCAAGUGCUUCAUCCAACGCUCGGACCUCACCAUCCACCAGCGGGUCCAUACGGGCGAGCGGCCCUACGCCUGCCCCGACUGUGGGCGCCGCUUCAGCGUCAGCUCCUCCUUGCUCACUCACCAGCGUACCCAUGCGCCCGGCGGGGAGAAACCCAACCGUUGCCCCCAGUGCGGCCGCAGCUUUGCUGAUCCGGGAGCCCUUGACCGGCACCAGAAGAGCCACCUGGGUGGGAAACCCUACGAGUGUGGCGUGUGUGGGAAAGCCUUUGCCUGGAGCUCCCACCUCGAGCGGCAUCGGCGCAUCCACACCGGUGAGAAGCCCUUCCAGUGCACCGAAUGCGGGCGAGCCUUCGCCUGGAGCUCCCACCUCGACCGCCACAUGCGCACCCACGCUGCUGCCGCUGCCGCCGCCUCCGAGGACGAGGAGGACGGGGAGGCGGAGGAAGAGCCCCCGCCACCCCCCCAGAAAUGCGCCGACUGCGGCAAGCGCCUCAACCACCAGACAGACCCCCAGCGCUUCAAGCACAAGGGCACCCAGACGCCGCCGGCCGGUGCCGAGCCCACUGGCAGCCCCCCGCGGCCCUACCGCUGCGAGCAGUGCGGCAAAUGCUUUGGCCAGAGCUCCAACCUCCUCAAGCACCAACGCGUCCACACCGGCGAGCGGCCGUACCCCUGCCCGGAUUGCAAACGCUGCUUCCGCUGGGGCUCAGCGCUGGCCAAGCACCAGCGCACCCAUGCCCGAGAGCAGCAAGCCAGUGACACCACCAAAGCCGUGCCAGCAGCCACCGAGGAAGCCAGCGUUGAAGGAGGCGGCAAACCCUACCCGUGCGGGGCGUGCGGGAAGAGUUUCGGGUGGGUCUCACACCUGGAGCGCCAUCGCCGCAUCCACACGGGGGAGAAGCCCUUCCGCUGCGGGGAAUGCGGGCGGGCGUUCGCCGUCAGCUCCCACCUGGAACGGCACCGCCGGGUACACACCGGCGAGCGGCCCUACCGCUGCGGCGAGUGCGGGAAGAGCUUCGCCGUCAGCUCCACCUUGCUGGCUCAUCGUCGCACCCAUGCCGCCCAGCCCGGCCGGCCCCACGCCUGCCCCGAGUGUGGCAAGGGUUUUAGCACGCCGGCCAGCUUGGAGCGGCACCGGCGCCUUCACCGGGGUGAGAAACCCUACCAGUGCAGCGUCUGUGGCAAAGGCUUUGCCUGGAGCUCCCACUACGACCGGCACCGGCUCACCCACACUGGUGAGAAACCCUUCUCCUGCGCCCACUGCGGCAAAUGCUUUGGCCGCAGCUCCCACCGCAACCGGCACCAGCGUGCCCACACGCAGGGCGGCCCGGAGAAGCGGCACGUCUGUCCCGAAUGCGGCAAAGCCUUCGGCCUCGGCACGGCCCUGGCGGCUCACCAGCGACUGCAUGCCACAGCCGCCGGCACCGGGAGCCGCAGCACCCUCUCCUUGCUGCCGCCUGCAUGGUGGGAGGGCGAGAGGCGAGCGGGGACGCCCACCCCCUCCGAGCUCUGGCCCGAAGAGCCCAGCUCCGUUUUCCAGCAGCACCCUGUGCCUUCCUCCUCCUCUUCCUCCUCCGCAGCCCCCAGGGGCUGGGCUGCCAAGGCUCUCCUGCCCCCCACCAUGGCAUGGAGGCCUGGGGAGGGGGACACCCUGCAAAGCGAUGCCUCUGCCCCCCAGGAGCCCUGGGCUUCCCUGCCUCCCCCCAGCUCCUGA